This is a messenger RNA of Cryptomeria japonica (Japanese cedar), 1573 nucleotides long. Its product is annotated as transcription factor bHLH75. The coding region runs from base 296 to 1273 and encodes 325 amino acids. Gene Ontology annotation, molecular function: protein dimerization activity; DNA-binding transcription factor activity. Lineage: Eukaryota; Viridiplantae; Streptophyta; Pinopsida; Cupressales; Cupressaceae. Gene Ontology annotation, biological process: regulation of DNA-templated transcription. The record is from RefSeq and is a predicted model, not a curated record. The transcript is spliced from 7 exons. Gene Ontology annotation, cellular component: nucleus.
CAGUAACUCUACAUCUACAACUCCCUAGGCCACAACAGUAAGAGCGGCUAUAAAUGUGAGCGACCAAGAUCGAAACUUGCACUCUCAUGCCGAUUCCAAAUUACUUUGUUCUAAUGUUUCUUGAUCCAUUUUGUUUCUGAUUUCCCUUGACCCAACACAAGAAAGCUUACACGAUAAUUGGGCUUCUGUCAUCUCACUCUUUCUUCCAUUUUCAGAGCUUGGAAACUUCUCUUCAUGUUCAGAGUUCUAUUGUAUUGUAAAUUUGUGCAGAUUGUGUUGGCUUAUAUUGUCAUCCAUGGCGGGCUUAACUCCUUUUCCUUCUGAUGAUGGGUAUUCAUUAUCCACGCUCUAUGGUUCAUUCAAUUCUAGUCUCCCUCCCCUUUAUAGUCUUCCAGAUCCUCUUCAAUCUCAUACCAAUCGAAACUCUCUUGGCUUGCCCAUUGAUCACUCCUUGGAGCACUAUGUUGAUAAGGGGAACUCUAUUUUGGAGCCAAGGGAGUAUCAGUAUGGUAUUCAGGGGACCCCAGUUUAUUUCAAUGAGAUAAACAAGAGAAACACCAUGGAUGGCCAUCUUAGUUCUGGCCCACCCAUGAACUUUGCAGAUGGAGAAGAAAUGGAUAAGCAAAAGAUAAACGACGAGGCUCUCAAGUCCAAAGUGUAUGAGGCAUCUGCAACAAAGAAUCGGAGGAGCUCUUAUAGCAGAGAUAAACCAUGCAAGGGAAAACAAGUAAGAGAGGCGGCGGCACAAGGAUCCAAGAAGCUCGCAAAGGCAGAGGGUGGGCAGAACUUCGUUCUGGUGAGAGCCCGAAGGGGCCAGGCUACAGACAGGCAUAGCAUUGCAGAGAGAGUAAGAAGAGAGAAAAUUAGAAAACGAAUGCGCUUCUUACAAGAUCUUGUGCCGGGCUGUUGCAAGGCCAAUGGCAAGACGGUUGUUCUGGACGAGAUCAUCAACUAUGUGAAGUCUCUGCAAAAUCAAAUCGAGUUCCUGUCGAUGAAACUCUGUGCUGCGAGUCUCUAUCAAUCACACAAUGAGGUGGGCCACAGACAGAUGGCUUGUGAAGCAGGAUACGGCACAACCCUGGGCAUGAUGGAACAGCAAGGUGCUGCCAAUUGUACUUUGGCUACGCAACCGUUGGAGAUGGGCAUGCAAUCGUCAAUUGACGUUGCCUGUUUCCCUUGUCAAACAAUGGUGAAGCUUCUCUGGGGGCAGACGAAUGUGAUGUUCGACUGGAAGGCAUUGUGCAACAACUGUUGGCACAGUGAAAGGACAUGACCUACUUUUGACUGCAAAAUUGGCCUCUUUAAAACCACACUGUGGAUUUAUGUAAUACGUAACGAAUUGCUCUCUAGAUUCCGCUCCCGAAACCCGUACUAUGUUCAAUUAUUGGGUUUACUGUUGGGCCGGUGGGAUCAAGUUGGUCGAUUCUGUCUUAUUUUGGCUUCCUGUAACAGAGCAUCUUACUAGUUAUUGAAGUAAGAUCAUCAGAUGUUUCAGUAGAAAUCAGAUCAAUCAUGUCCCUGACAACUUCACUGUGGAUGACCUUCUGCAUUUAAUUCUACAACUUUCCAUUUU